Diversispora eburnea is the source of this 495-nucleotide messenger RNA. The record is from the annotation of a GenBank genome assembly. Lineage: Eukaryota; Fungi; Glomeromycota; Glomeromycetes; Diversisporales; Diversisporaceae.
AUGUCUCUUUCUAUUAACUACCAAAAUACUGUAAACAGAAUUAAAGUCCCAUUUCCUCCAUCUAUUAGCAUAGACGAAAUUGUAAAAAUACACUUAAAAAAUAGAAUCAAGAGUGUGAAUCAAACUAUGAAUGCAUUUAUGAUUUAUCGAAAAGAAUAUAAUUAUGUGGUUGCAAAAUUUAAUUUCUCACGUAAAGAAAUGGCAAAAAACGUAAAAAAAUGUUUCAAAGAAAAUGCUCCUUUUCAUUGUUGUAUCAACAGCAGUCUAUCUGAUACAAAUGAUAAUCACGUCCCUUUAGAUACCUCUAAUCCUUCACUUCUUAAUACAAGUUUAAACUCCCCUCCCCCUCUUAAUAUAGAACAACCAAUCGAAUCUGUCAAUUUCAGAAAUGAUCUUUACGCAUAUAUGAUGAAUAUGGAUGAUAAUGAAUUUAUGAACUAUCUUUCUGAGGAUAUGGCUUUAACUUAUAGCACAAUUAUUCAAUCAUUAUCGUGA